GCGUGAAACGGGUGUCGUGCCGAUUUUGAGUCUGUGCCUUCGAAUUUCAAAGCGGUGUGCUGAAAUAAAAGUGCAACAUGGCGGAACAAUCUCCUGACACGAACAGGCGGACGCAGUCUCACAGGACGGGAACGGUUGCCAGGCAUUCCACUCCUCUAAACAAGACCCACCCGGGCGCCUCGCGAUCUCAAGCAACCCAAGUUGGUGGUCCACCUUUCCACGAGGAUGAUUCGAUGCAGCUAUCGCCAGUUGUUGGUCGAGGCAGAACAACUCAGCUGACCGAUUGGGAGGCGACGCACUUUGGCUCGCCACUAAACGCAACCAAAGGUGUUCCCGUACGCCGGACGUUCAGUUGGAAUGAAGACGUAAGCGUUGAAAGGUCUACACGGCUUCACGAACUUGAAGCCAGCCUGCAGCGGAAAAGCCGAUUGUACCGUAGGCGGCUUACAACACGCUUGGUGUGCGUCUUUUUCUUUCUCGUUCUUCUCGGUGUUGUGAUAUGCUGCGCCAGCGUGGCUCUACUCGUACGGAACGAAACUGCACGGGGGAUUCUGGUCGGAUAUGACGGUUCGUUCCAGCUGAAGUCGACAAACGAAAGUUACUGCUUUAAAGGAAAUCCUACAGAAGUCGCUGCUUAUAGAGAGAACAUCAUCAGGGGAUUAACGGAAAAGAUGGACGCCGUCUUUGGAAAUAUGAGCACGGAGAGCUCUUAUUCGGGAUCCCUCGUCGAAGAUUUCGCCUGCGUUCUACGUGCAUCGAGUGGCAUCACUACCGUACACGUGUACUUCGUCUUAUUAUGGAGGCAAAGGCGCAGUACGGACGGAACGCUGCAAGCGGUUCCUGACUCAAACGACCUGGUACAGGCUUUCAGCGACUACCUGAAGCGGAACCAAAUUAGCGCGAAGAGAGAGGUUAACAUCCCCACAGACACCAUAGAGAUAGGUGGUUAUCACAGAAUUUUGUGAAAGCCUUCUGAGGCAUCUUUCCGGACGACAUCUUUUGCGAACUUAAUUUAUUCGGACCCCCGUGAUAUAACAUAUGAGAGUAGCCGACAACGUGCUGUUGCUCGCCAGACCAUAAGUCACAGUUGAUUCUACUGUUGUGUUUCUCGAAGCCACCCGCAAAUGUUGUGUAUCUGCAGAGUUCUGAACUACUAUGCUUGCUAGAUGUUCAACAGGGUACUGUAAAAUGUAACGCAAAACCACGCCACGCAGUGUCGUGUAUCUAGAAUAUGUAAACUAGGGCAUAACAUUUUGCUGUAAAUAUUGCUGUACAAAUUGGUAUUAAACCGUUUGCGACUAUAUG
This is a messenger RNA of Ornithodoros turicata, 1305 nucleotides long. RefSeq lists its product as uncharacterized. NCBI's taxonomy places the organism in Eukaryota, Metazoa, Arthropoda, Arachnida, Ixodida, Argasidae. Bases 78 to 965 code for a protein of 295 amino acids. The transcript has 9 exons. The record is from RefSeq and is a predicted model, not a curated record.